AGAUGGAGGCAGAUUCGUCUCUCCUGAGCUCGGAAAUGGAACUGCAGCAGCAAGAGGAGCUCUACCAACAGCUUUUGCUACAGGUGUAUGUAAACUUCCAGACUUCAACUGUAAGUAUUCAACCCUCUGAAUCAAUACACGUUUGAAUCACCUUCAGCAGCGAUUACAGCAUUGAGUCUUUCUGGGUAAGUCUUUUAAUAGCCACGCACACCUGGAUUGUACAAUAUUUGCACAUUAGUCUAAAAAUUCUUCAAGCUCUGUGAAGUUGGUUGUUGAUAAUUGCUAGACAGCAAUUUAAGUCUUUCCAUAGAUUUAAUUCAAAACUAACCAGGCCACUCAGGAACAUUCAAUGUCAUCUUUGUAAGCAACUCCGGUGUAUAUUUGUCCUUCUGUUUUAGGUUAUUUUAAUAAAAAUAUAUUCUCCUGCUGAAAGGUGAAUUCUGUUGGAAAGCAGACUGAAGGUUUUCCUCUAGUAUUUAGCCGGUGCUUAGUUCUAUUCCGUUUCUUUUUAUCUUAAAAAAACUCCAUACUCCUUGCCGAUGACAAGCAUACCCAUAACACAUUUUUAUUCUGUACAGGCUUCCUUCUUUUCAUUGUCAUUUAGGUUAGUAUCAACGUUGUUGAUCCAUCCCCAGUUGUCUCCAAUCACAGCCAUUCAACUCUGUAACUGUUUUAUAGUCACCAUUGGCCUUAUGGUGAAAUCCCUGAGUGGUUUCCUUCCCCCCCGGCAACUGAGUUAGAAAGGAUGCCUGUAUCUUUGUAGUGACUGGGUGUAGUGAUACACCAUCCAAAGUGUUAUUAAUAUCUUCACGAUGCUCAAAGGCAUAUUCAAUAUUUUUUUCUAUUUUUUUUUCUUGUUUUUACCCAUCUACCAAUAGGUGCCCUUCUUUGCUAUGCAUUGGAUUGAAUCUCUGUUUGAAAUGCACUGCUCAACUGAGGGACCUUACAGAUAAUUGUGUGUGGGGUACAGAGAUGAGACAAUGGGAAAAAUGCAAAGUGAAAAUCCUCGUGAUUCUAGAGUCAUUCGGCCACAGCCUGGUCUGUGUGUGAAGACUUUCACCUUGCCUGAUAAACGGAAGGUAUUUGUCAACAUCUGUCAGUCUGCUGCUGUCCCGCCCCCGCCCCCCCUCUCCAAGGAGGCACUAGUGGAGCUCCUCGAAUCAGAAGACCCCACAGGAUACAGAGUACCCAUGAGCAUCGGAGAGGCCCACACAGAGGUGGACAACAACUCCCAAGGCUGCACAGCCUACGACGUGGUCAUCAGUGAAGAGUUCUUCCAGAAAUGCCAGAAGGAUCCUCUAUUCCAGCAGUUUCUGAUCGCUGUGUCAUUAGAGGGGCUGGAGAACAAAUACAACCUGGAGCUCAGCCGAGACUGGAAGGUUCUGAAGAACAGGAAGUUUCUGGGCUCUGUGAACGAACAGAAUAUUCGCACCAAGAGCAAACCUGUGAUUCAGGAAAUAGACCCCAAGGAUACUCGCCCAGCACCAGAACCAGCCAAACGGCCAGAGUUCUGUCUGCUGGUGGCGCCCCCUGUAGGUGAUCCAGAGUUUCUGAUAGCAGAGAUACAGCUUCCUGGAGUGGCCUCCUCUCUCUCCCUCGUUCUGGACCUUGGGGAGGACAGGCUUGUCCUGAAUGUCCGGCCCUCCCUCUUUCAUCUGGACUGUUUCAUUCCCUUCUUCAUUGACCAGGAGGACAGCGUAGCACAGUACAACACCAACACACAGAUUCUCACGGUGACAAUGCCGGUGGUGUCUUCGUGAAGACGCUGAAUGUCAGAUAUCUAUCCGUUUUUGUUGUGUAUGAAAAUAAACCUGUUAUUUUUAA
Molecule: messenger RNA, 1824 nt
Organism: Salvelinus fontinalis (brook trout)
Lineage: Eukaryota; Metazoa; Chordata; Actinopteri; Salmoniformes; Salmonidae
Gene: pih1d1
Product: PIH1 domain containing 1
Exons: 11
Coding region: 981-1760 (259 amino acids)
Biological process (GO): rRNA processing; box C/D snoRNP assembly
Cellular component (GO): cytoplasm; ribonucleoprotein complex; R2TP complex
Source: RefSeq, a predicted model, not a curated record